AUGAUAAUAUACUUAUUGGCCUUAUCUCAUUGCUUCUCUGCACAAAGGAUGGACCUAAAAGAAAGGCAGAACUCUAUCCCUUUCUUUGCUCUCCCUGGUCCAGGCAUGGAUGCUCCACCUGGGUUAGAAGUGUUUCACCAUAUCAACAAGAUGUUGCAGUCAGGAAUCCAAGAAUGGACCAAUAUCCUCAAGGAAGUGUUCAUGAUGGAAUCCCAAUUUAAGGAACACAGCUUUUGGCAGUUCAUUGGGGAUCUUUUGUCCUAUAUGCCAACACCAGCAGUUCAGGUCACAUUGAUGCAAUUUCACGCUGAGACUCAGAAGUUUUACCUUCAUGAGAAUGAUUUAGGGUUAUUUCAACUCCAAAACCUAAACCAAAUGAUACUUAAAGCCAAAAAUGUCAUGAAAGAGCAUAUUGAACAGCUUCAACAGGAUAAGGUGACUGAAAGUGACAGGAUCAUAAACACAUUCACAGACAAUGAACAAGAAAAGCUGGGACAAUUUAAGAUCGACCUUGCAAAACAAUGGUCCCCAGUGGAGAGUAUUGAGCUUCGGCAACACUGGGUCUUGCACUUGAGCACAUACUCAUAUGUGAACAGUCAUGUCAAGGGAAUGCUGGAGACUCAAGUGAUCCUUGAGAGCUGGGUAAAGGCGGAUACCCGAAAUAUAUUCAAAAUGGCAUCUCAUCAACUGGGUGAUCCUUUUGAAGAUCUGGUAACUAAACGUAUCCUUUCACUAAAAGAGAAUUUGAUCAAUGAUAUCAACAGUUCAAACAACAGUGACACUGACAGCUUUGUGGCAGCGCAAAGCACCUUGCGUAAUGGUCUGAUACUCACCGGUAAUGAUAGAUUCACUCCAGCUGCAUAUAGGACAGUUAUGUCAUUUUGGGUAAAACAUCCGGGAUUACAUGACCAUCCCUUAGAAAGACUUAUACUAUUAAACAGCAAACAUAUGGAGCUCAUGAUUCAUCAAUUUCAAAAAUCGCCAACUCUUCAAAAUUCCCAUAAUGAUCUCUUGACUAGAUUUCUCGAAUUCUUUCUUGAUCAGCCACAAGACAUUCGUCUUGGAAAAUUUGCUCUGCGUGGUUUGGAUAACAUAAAUUUCCUCAAGACUUUCCGGAAACGAGGUCGAGAUGCCGCCUAG
This is a messenger RNA of Melampsora larici-populina 98AG31, 1140 nucleotides long. RefSeq lists its product as uncharacterized. Lineage: Eukaryota; Fungi; Basidiomycota; Pucciniomycetes; Pucciniales; Melampsoraceae. The transcript is spliced from 7 exons. The coding region runs from base 1 to 1140 and encodes 379 amino acids. The record is from RefSeq and is a predicted model, not a curated record.